Messenger RNA from Procambarus clarkii (red swamp crayfish), 2597 nucleotides. RefSeq lists its product as uncharacterized. The record is from RefSeq and is a predicted model, not a curated record. NCBI's taxonomy places the organism in Eukaryota, Metazoa, Arthropoda, Malacostraca, Decapoda, Cambaridae.
AUGAUAAUGGUUGUAAGAUGUGUGGACCUCCUGCCCCUCGUCAUGAUGCAAAGUCUGCUUCGCUUGACCCCAGCAACUGCGAGACACCACCACCCCGACACCAACAACUUCAACAACCAUGUUCUUCAGCACCUCUACGGUAUCCCACACCAAGAUGACGCCAUUACACAUCACCUCCGUGAUACUCACCACGACCCUGAACACAUCUAUCAAGACAAGCGGGAUGAUCCUGACUAUAUUUGGUAUUAUAUGAACGAUGUGCAACAGGACCCUGGUGCUGUCGACAAGUUUUUCGACAGCGUCCGGCAAGAUCCAAGCGUCGUCCGAGAACACCUUACCUUUCUUCGCCCUGACGCUGAAGGUCUGCGGCAAUAUCUCGACGCUCUACUCCCAGACUCCACUGACAUUCAGCAAGGCGCUCAUGACACUCGCCAAGUCCCCGAAGGUCGUCAAGACCUUGAUGGUCUCCUGCAGGAGUACCUACAAGAUGGCCGCCAAGAGUCUGCCUUCCAGCAAAAUUCCCUCGAUAUACAAGACUUCUUAGCACCCUAUUACUCUAGUCCUAUCUCUGACACAAUCAACUUGGGCACUCAGCGGUACAAGCGCCCCGGUCAGAACGCCGGCGACAUCCUUCAGAAGGGUGGUGAAGGAUGGAAUGGUGUCGGGAUGUACAUUGGUAGGUCCUGCUGGGACCAUUUCUCACCUGAGAACAUCUGGUGUCCACCAGGACUGUUUCAGCAGGCCCUGAGUGACCACCUGCAGCGCCACCUACUGGCCGACGCCCCACCCUAUGCCCGCCCAUUUGUGAUGCCCGCCCCACCCCAGGCACUCCCCACCCAUCCCCUCUGGCUAAGGAAGCCCCCCACCAAACGUUACCUUGGCAUAGAGCUGCCAGACUACAUAGCCACCACAUACUCGUCCAUCAAGACUGACAACGCCCACUACCUCACCAAGCUACACCAGCUCAAACAACGCAUGCGCAAUGCUGGCAAGUAGACAACCAGCAGCCCACUCUACGCUUCCCACGUCCGCGAUAGACACCGGUUUUCAGAGCGGCGUGCAUCCACAACUAUGGCUUACACGGUCAACCAUUCUAGACUAACAUGUCAACAGUUCCACAAUCCCAUGAUCAACCCUUCUACACCAUGACCAAUUCUUCCAGACUACAAUGAUCAAUCCUUCCAGACUAUAUUAAUCAACACCCUCAUGUUCCACCCCAUCCAAAUUCAGAUGAUUAACCUGUAUAUAUUCACAGGUCCCCCACCCCCCUAGGAGGCUCAAACUUGGGCCGUCAAAAUAAUAGUGCUGUACUAGUACUAGAUACUCUUGCCCCUUGAGAGUUUGGGAGUGAUGUAUGGUUGCGUGUGCAUUACAUUUACUCAUUGCCAUAUCAAUGAUUUAAGUUCGAGUCUUAAAGGGGAGUCAUAGCGUGAAUGUUGUAAAUACGUGUAUCAGGGAUCGAGUUUAUAUACACCAUUUAAACCCCUAAGUACCAGUUUGAUCAGAGAGCGAUGAAGUAACUAUAUAUACUCGGUGCACUAAAUAUGCACAAUUAACUUCAGAUUAUUAUCAAGAUUCAAUAUUACAUGAACGUCGUUUGCUGGGAGGCGAGGAUACACCUCAUGUGAGGAUGCAUGUGGGACCUAGGGGCUUCCAUUACCUUUUAUCACAUCAGGAUGUGUGGAUAUAUAGCAGUGAGUUCCCUUGUUGUUCAAUACAAACUAAAAGAAAGUAUGGCGCUACUGUACUUGGGCUGGCAGCCGACGGUAGAGUGAGACGCAUCAGUCAGCUGAAGAAUAUCGGGCCGAGGAUCCCUCGAGGACGACGACCACCGCAACAACUUGUGGUGGUCACCAGGAGAUGAGGUGAUGCAGGAAGCAUUUUAUCACACGUCGAGGUUCAAUCGGACGAGUAAGAGGCUGUUACUAACACUUUGUAAACUAAUUAAAAGUUUUUCUUGUCAUAAAUGAAGUUACUACUUCAAAUAUAAAUAUUUUGAUAACGUAUACACUCAUGCAUUUUCUGGAUCGAUUAUUCAUAUUCUUUUGAUAUAUUUCAUCUACUUCUGGAAAUGGUGCGAGGUUUUGCGAAUGUACUUAAUUGCAUUUCUAGAAUCAUACAGUAGGCCGGAGAACCAGUUACCGAUUCUCGAACUAAUGGGUUGAAAUAGUAUAACCAAAUGGUGUUGACGAUCCUGUGUAGACUAUUACAUGUUGAACAUGAGCCUAGAUGAGAGGGGUAACUCUAGGGCUGGACCCCUGUCAUCCAUCAUCAACUCUUAAUUAAACACGACUUUAUUAUAAUAUUCAAUUCAAAACUUAUAUUAACUUCGGAUAUUCCGGUGUUUCUGUGGAUUUUGUUGUUAUAAAAGAUUACUCACUAAGUUAUAUAUAUAUUUUAUAUAAUUCAUUUAAUUUAAAACAUACUUCCAGAAUGUGUAAAUAUUAAUAGGCUGGUGAAUGUGUCAUUUUGAGCAUAUCAUGACAGCUUACCCACAAGUUGGCUUACCUUCAUAACACAGCUGAAACAAUGCUCUGCUUCUUCGCUUGGCUUACUAUUAACUGUUUUAUAUGUUUUUAAUUUGUCAGGUGUCUGAU